CAUUGUAUUCGGCGGCGCUGCUUGUUGCUAUAAUAGAUGAUCGUAACCUUCAUCUCCAUCGCUCCUGAACACGACUAUUGUCUAUCGCCCUUUUUAUAAUUCCAAUUCCCCCUUCCAGUCUCACUUCUCUUGCCUAUAUCUACCACCGCCGCGACGCACCUUGGAACCUUAUCCUGAUCCCAUCCACCACUUAUCUACUCUCCCAACUUGCACCUGCUUGCUCUCCUCCUUGCUUGUCUUAUCCUUUCGUGUGGUCUCGUCCCCACCCUCACGAUCUUACUAUCCGCUUCGCAAAUUAAACACUUCGGAUUUAAUUUCCUGCCCGUCACCUGCAAUGGCUCCCACUCAUCGUCGUGGACCCUGGGUCCCUGAAGAGGACCAGUUGCUCCUUCAGUUGGUGCGCGAACAAGGCCCCAACAACUGGGUGCGCAUCUCUCAGCACAUGCACUAUCGCUCUCCCAAGCAAUGCCGCGAACGUUUCCACCAGAACCUCAAGCCGUCCUUGAACCGCGAGCCCAUCUCGGCCGAAGAGGGCCUGAUGAUCGAGCGCAUGGUCAACGAAAUGGGCAAGCGCUGGGCCGAGAUCGCUCGGCGCCUGGGAAACCGCAGCGACAACGCGGUCAAGAACUGGUGGAAUGGCAGCAUGAACCGCAAGAGAAGAGGCCUCCCCACCUCGCCGCACGCCGGCCGCACCAUUCACGGCCGCGUCGAAGCCCCGUAUGCCCGGGCCUCGCUGGCCAUGAGCAGCCCCAUCAGCCGCUCCCGCUACUCCUCCAUCUCCAACGACCGCUCUCUGACUUCCUGGACCAAGUCGCCCUCGUCUCGGCGCGAAUCCAUCUCCGCUGCUUCGAUUGACUGCCCCCGGCAGUUGACCCCCAUCUUCACCCUUCCUGCUCUCAACCGCCCCGUAGAAACUCCUCUGACCUCGCCGGCCUUUUCGGAAACCCCGUCGAUGGAGCCUCCUUCGAUGAUCUCGGACCACAACUCAGUCUCUUCCUCCUCCCCGAGGACUAUCGCAUCCCCACAGCUUCUUCCUCUUCCCGUGGACAUGAGACAACAAUACGAUUUCCGCCGAUCGAGCGGCGCCGACGAGAUCUACGGGUAUGCACCAAAGCCCCUGGAAUCCUUCUCCGAGCUGUCGUUGAAGCAACGAUGGCUCGCCGAUCACCAGCAAUGGAGCCAGCACCGCCCCCUGUCGCCGACAUGGGGGGCACCGUUGGAAGACAAGCCAGAGGCCCCGCGCGACUCGCGCAUGGGUCUGCACAACUUGCUCAACUAACGAACGGCACCUUGCUGAAUGAUCACGACUUUUCUUCUGUUAACUUUGGGAAAUUUUAUGUACAUGACCUCCGACCCUCGUCACUCCUUUGUUUGGCAUAAUUUCCUUUGUAUUAUAUCAUCAUCAUGUAUAUUGUUUUUGGAUGGAUCGGCUCGGCAACUCCACGGCGGGUCACGUGGACACACCGGGUUUUCCUUACGGUACCAAAAAGCAUUCGGGAUCAUCUUGUGUCAUAUGUCCCAUCUCCUUGUUUUCUUUGUCAUUGGGGGGUAAUAAUCAUGUAUAGAGGGGUUGGUGGUUGCUUUGGCUGUAUAUGUUUGGGGGACUGGAAUAUUGAGCUUGGACUAAUAAUACCCAUGUUUGUUACAUCGCUACGAUGAUUCUAAUGACUAAUCAAUCACAUCAUCAC
This is a messenger RNA of Aspergillus sclerotioniger CBS 115572, 1688 nucleotides long. It is a transcript of the gene flbD, whose product is annotated as putative MYB family conidiophore development protein FlbD. Bases 335 to 1279 code for a protein of 314 amino acids. Lineage: Eukaryota; Fungi; Ascomycota; Eurotiomycetes; Eurotiales; Aspergillaceae. Gene Ontology annotation, molecular function: DNA-binding transcription factor activity, RNA polymerase II-specific; RNA polymerase II cis-regulatory region sequence-specific DNA binding. Gene Ontology annotation, cellular component: nucleus. The record is from RefSeq and is a predicted model, not a curated record. Gene Ontology annotation, biological process: positive regulation of transcription by RNA polymerase II; mitotic cell cycle. The transcript has 2 exons.